AACAAUAUUUUUCUUCAAUAAAUAUUCGCGAGUUCUCCAAAAUAUAUCUGCGUUGAUAUAUUUGAUAUUUCUGAUGUAGUUGAUGUUUCUGCGAUACUCGUGUCGCGAAGGAAAACGAUCGAUGCCGAUUCCGAUCGUUUCUUUUUUCUUUUUUUACGAAAUGAUUCAGUUUGAUCGCGCUCGUCGACCGUAAACUCGUGCCCGCGCCUUCGGCGCUGCGGUGUAAACGGCACGCGUUCGCUCUCAUUUUAUUGCGAUCCAGAAAAGCUCAUUUGAUCCCGCCAUUUCGUUUCUGCGAAACAAUCGGCGCCGCGACCGGGGAGCGCUCCAACUGCUUCUCAUCUCCGGCGUUGAAUUUUACUGUCGCUCAUCGCAACCCCAUAAAAAUGCUAUUCUUAUUCGAGUCGGCAAACCACACACGCGUUUAUUAACAUUUCACUUAAUUCGUGGGAAGAUCGCCGGCUAUAAAUUUCCCCGGAACAACCUUUACGCGCCGACGAUUCGGAACAUUAAUCUGUUUUCUCCAGGAUCGCGAACGGUCGUUCGUUGAAUUAUACAAAGAGGAGACGACGAGCAAUAAAGUAGUUCAACCGGGUCGAAGUGCGGAUAUUACUCCGGUCUGUGCUACAGGGAACAGGAGAUUGGAAGAAGCGACUCCGCCAGGAUCGACGAGAGGUUCACCGACAAAUAGGAGGAUACGGUUGUGCCUUGGCAGUGGUCUGUCUUUCUUCUGACAGAAGAGUCUGGGAGCUACAAGAAUCCUUGAAAGUUCGGAGCAAAAGCGUUCCAUCAGGAGCGACGAGAAUCCUUGUUCGACCGCGAAGAAAGUUUUUGUCUUGACAGUGAUUUCCCUCCCGCCAGAAGAGUUUGCGAGGACUUAGUUACUGGGAGAAGGAACAAGAAAUCGAGAGAAUCCUUCGGCUCCGAUACUGUCCUGACAGUGGCUACGAACCGCGUGGGUGAAAGAAGCCUAGAGAUACCUAUAAGGAAUAGCGAAUUAGUAGAUGUCCUUGAGCCGUGGAUACGGAGUGAAUCAUCCCCCGAUUCGAGCUGGUUUAUCGAUAGAUCGGCGAACGGAGGAACAGUUCUGCGGCGAUUCCAUCGGUGAAAGGUUCGAGGUUCUCUUUUCAUCGGGGAGAAACAAAAGAGUCCCCCGAGGAUCGGUGAUUGGCGUGCCGGGUUCUCGUUGGUCGGUGAAUAGGUGGAGAAGGGUACGCAUCCCUGGCGAGGUGUAGCGUGCCCCAGCGUGCCGGUGAUAAAGUGGUUCUCUAGGAUCGGUUCGCGCGGGAAGACCUCGUCUGUUCCCUCGGCCGGAUUACAAGUCGGAGAAGACCCGAGGCUCUCUCUUGUCUCUCGGCCGAGCCGAGAAUUAACCGGGUCGACGUCUGCGUCUGCGGAAGGAAUAAAGUAAAGCCAAAGUGCAGUGGCCGCUGUGCCGCGCCGGGUCGGCGAGAUAGAGGAUGUGUCUGGCCUGGUGAAGGCGGCCCUGGCCGAUGUCUUCCGGGUGACGGUGUUCGUUACGACCGGCUGCGAAACGGAGCCACGUGAAUGCCGCACUCAACGGAACCCACCUUCCCACCGGGCGAAUUGUUCUGGACCGGAAUGGAGCCCGUCAAAGCCAAGAUGGCGCCCGCAGGGAUGCCGCCGGUCACCGGUGUCCUGCAGCCACCGGCGGGCUCCACGCUGGCCGGAUCCACCAUGUCCAGCCAUAAGAAAAGCUGGUGGAGGAAAGUAGCACCUUGCUUGGCGUUCCUCGCCGCUUUUUCCACCGCCAUGGCCUUGCUGCUCGUCUGGAGCGAGGCAGCGGCUUUGAGGAGGCAGGCGUUCGACGCGAACAUGACCAGGGACUACGUGUUGAACAGCGUCUCGAUGGACAAUCCGGAGCUGGUGGCGUACAUCAGGGAGGUUCAAUUGAAGCCGACCACCCAACAGGACCCUCUGAACGCCACGCAGACCACGGAGGAGAAGUAUGUGUCGGGCUUAACCGAGGGAAAACGCGAGGGCGUCUACGUCGAGUACAUUAGCAGGAUAGGAGCUGUCUCGGGGACGGGCUGGCUCGAGAGGAACCUCAGCUGGAGGGGUGUCCUCGUGCUCACCGAUCCCAGAAGUUUCUUCGAGGCCCACAGGAGCACCAGGAACCCCAAGACCAGGGUCCUGCACGCUUGUCUCAGCACCGACAAGGAUACCAAAGAGAUUACUUAUCACCAGGAGUCUGAGGUGCAAGUUACCAAACUGGGGGAGGGUCCGAACAGUCUGGUGUCCUCGGACGAAGGCCUGCCGACGACGAGGUUGAAGUGCUUUCCUCUGUACAGCGUUCUGUUGGCGUACAGCGCGACUACCUUGGACUACCUGAGCCUAGACAGCCCCGACGCGCAGGAUGGCCAGGUGCUCGACACGAUCCCCUGGGAGACGACGAGGAUAUCGGUCCUCUCGAUCCGAUGGAGCUCGCAGCACAGCGAGAUGGAGACAAAGACUCUGAUCGACAAGAUGACUAGCCGGAGGUACAAGCUGAUGUACACAACCGACAAUGGGAAGCUGAUCUUCAUGUACAACGCGUUGCUUAAGAUUUGAACAUUGACGACUCUGGCUAGGCCGCUUCUGCGUUUCCCGCGAUCGAGAGAACGUUUCUACCGGGUGAUCGAAGAUCGUCCGACCGUCCGAACUUCUCCAACGAUCAAACGCGAUCCCGUCGAUCUCGUUCUGACCGCUGGAACGUUCACCUCGAACGGAUCUUCCAUUUUUCCCGGCGUAAAAACGUGCUGUUUCCUUCGCGGAUCGUAGAACCGGUCGAUUCCUUCGUAGAUCGGGCGAGGUUAUGACAAGAACCGAGAUCUCGAAUUCCUUUGCUCCUCGAACGCGUGUGUACGAUGCCUUACACCAAAUCACGAGAAAGAGAGAGAGGCGUUUUCGUGCUCGUAUUUUAGCGUAGGUUCGUUUUUAAUCUGAUGUUCAGCCAGUCUAGACACCGGAACAUUUUUACGGACUUAGAUUUUUAUUCCAAACGUUGCGUCGGCGACAGCCCGAACAGCACCCACCAAGAAGACAUUCUAGCGAACGGGCUGUCGCAGUGAUAACCGAUUACUCUGAUUACCUACACCACGGGCCUUACUAGCACGUAAGUCGAUACUUAGCUAAGCUAGUUGUGUAGAACGCUGUGAACCGUCCGGAUCUUUCCAGGUUCAGGUGGCUUCGCCGCAUCCUUUCCCCCCACUCCGAUCCGAAGGAAAUGAUAAAUUGGAUCAGUUCUAGUUGAAGCUGCCGUACCUGAGAGAGUCGAGUCGCGUCCUCGCUUAGGCAACCUAAAGAACAGAUUCAGAACUUCCAAGAGACACGUUCCGGGAGUUGUUCAAGUGGGAACGCGGCUUAACAGGGGGUUACUUUGCCCCAUCGAGUUCGUGGCGCGGCCGCACCUUGCUUUUACGACGAUGAUCGAGUAUUGCGUCGUGUUUCUGCUCCUUUUAUUUAUUUUAGUCGAUCUUACAAAUGACGAUAAUCCUGCUGAUUUCAUGCUGGAACGCUGCAAUCCUGUUUGGUUCAGAUCCCGAUCCCAAGAUCAUCGAGUCGUUUUACGUUCAGUUAUCCAUGUCGAAGCGAUCGUUAAUUUAUCUCAUUUUACUAUUUUUCAUCACAUGACAAUCCUCUUGUUGAUUUCCUCACGAUUCUUCGUUCAGUGUAGCCACACUGAACUCGUUCUGUUCAAUUCAAAGAUCAUCGAUGCAUUUCAUUCGGUUGCCAAAGUCGACACAUUCCCUAAUCUACGUUGUGACAAAUGACUCAACUUAUUCUGUCGUGUUCAUUCGCUCGAGGAGGACCUCGUUUCCCUGCCACGAUCCCAAAACGUCUCGAUGUGGAUCGAGGAUGGUUUGCACUGGCAAAGUAACCCCCUACUCGGUUCACGGAACACGUUCCAGCGCGAUACUUAAUGAUCAGACCGCGGAUCUCGUUCGUCCACGAUGGAAAUGAAGUAGAACGCCGUUCUAUUAGUUUCGAUUUAUGCGAAUUACUGGGAGAUCAGGAUUCCCGGAAACGACGGGGAACAUUUUUAUUUUGCUCGAGAAGAUCCGCGGUCUAUUAAUGAUGCUCUCCCGGGGAUGAAGUUCGCAGAGUUUAUUAGCGGCCUUUAUUAUUUCGCCGGUCGGACUUGAUAAUUCGUCCGCACGAAGGGAUAAAACGUUCGAUUCUAUUCCGAUAGAGCUCUAUCGCGCACGGGAGUCGGAUAGAUAAGCGGCCGUCGAACAUGAUUUAUAAUACUCCCGAUGACAUGAUUCGCUAACUUCUAGGACACGAGUCACGAAACUAAUUCACAGUCUUGAAGCAUAAUUUAUAUAGACAGAUGGCAUAUUUUUGUUCCACGAGCAAACUGUGGGAUUUUCAUUUGUCUCGUGACUUGUGUCAUUCUCCUUCAGGGCCGCUGACAUAACGGAGGAUCGUUGUACAUCCUCUACGAUUGCGCGUGAUGUUUUCCCUUUUCGUUCGCCUUGUGACGUUUGUACGAUUCAUUCCGAGAGAACUGAUUCUUUUGGAGAAUAAUAAAAGGUAGAUAUUUUCGAAGACUUA
Megalopta genalis is the source of this 4557-nucleotide messenger RNA. Its product is annotated as protein Star. The record is from RefSeq and is a predicted model, not a curated record. Gene Ontology annotation, biological process: endoplasmic reticulum to Golgi vesicle-mediated transport; endosomal transport. Gene Ontology annotation, cellular component: Golgi apparatus; late endosome membrane; endoplasmic reticulum membrane. Lineage: Eukaryota; Metazoa; Arthropoda; Insecta; Hymenoptera; Halictidae.